AUGGCUCUGAGCGGAGAGUGGUCAUCCAUGGAGGUGAGGCGUACACUCGUGAAGAUUCGGGAUGGUAUUGAAACUUCUCCAGGGCGAUAUUGUUUCCAAGACAAACUUACUGGGGAGGUGAUCCCAAUCCCAGAUGCGAUAUCCCCCCAACAACGAAGAAACACACCCCGAACAGCACCUAAUGAAUCGCUCGAACCACAGAGCGGUGACAAUCAACGUCGCCCCGAUGAUCGGUUUAACUUGCAGAGAAGUGGAAGAGAGUCUCGAACAACCCCUAAUAGAGGGGAUGCAAAUCCUAAUCCUGUCAAGAGCACUGUUCCAAUCCGCACCAGACAACCAUCGCUGUCGCAGCAAGAGACAUCGACCGUCGGGGCAGCAUCUCGUUCAUCUUCCAUUGUCCUUGAGUUUAUUAAAAUCCCAUUCAACAACUUUCUGGAAUGCAGUCGCUUUAUCGACCAUAAUCACGACAUCCUCCUGCUUACCGAUUUGGAGAGCUUUCUCGAUGCUGCAGUCCAGGCGAACAGCAACCAGGAUGAGAUGCUGUUAGUGCGAUGCAUCCAACGCUACGUGAUUCUCAAAGCGUGCAGAGACUCGCCGCCUGAAGAUUGCCGCAACUACCUUACUUUGCUGGGGCGUAAAGACCCUAAGGAAUCAAAAUUGCAAGAAUAUUUCAACGAGUUCAACAGGGUUGCCGAUGAAGUGCGCCGGCGAACUCGGGAAGUCUCGGGACCUCUUCAGCAGCAUGAAGCGAAGGUUCCUGAGACACAAGAUCGAAGUCAUGGUCUUGCGGAUGUCCAUACUUAUAGUCAAGCAUUGUCUGCUGGUCGUGGAGCUUCCUACGUAUCGCAUGCAAAUCCGUUGGGUUCGCAUGUUGGUCGUGGUCCCAACCCUGCACCAUUGGCGUAUUCAAAGCCAGCAUUACUCUCAGCAGCAGCACCAAGAACAGGACUGCCGACCAAUGAUAGCGUCCGCCAAACAAGUGCUUCUGGAAUUCCAACGCAAGCGCCACCCGCGAUUAAGAAGGAUACACAACCAGCUGCUCUUCCGGUGCCGCUCUCACGGAUAGGUACUGGUCCUCAACAAGACACAAGGAUACUCGAUCAGCAGCAUGAUGCAAGAAGACAUCGGGAGCAUACGAGAUCUUCCAAAUCCUAUGAGAGCCAUGACUACAAACACAAGCAACCAACUGCUAACGGUAUCGAAAACGUUGAAUUUAGAGGGACAAACGAAAACCAGCGGAUGGCGGAUUCUGAACGACUUGACGCCCGUUACAUUCUGCGCCAUGACGGUGCGGCCUUCUUCUCCGCAGGCAGAGUGUUUUCUUUGAUGUUCCACGAGCCCUUAGGCCUCAAGCGUGGCGAGCAACUUCCUCGAGGUUUAGACCCUCGAAGGGUGAGUGUGGGACCUAUGGGGACACUCAUCUACAGCAAGAUCAGAUGGAUGGUUGUCAUCAGCAAACGGCAAGGGUACUCGGUCUGCGUGCCUAUCAAUACCUAUGGAGGGCGAGGCGUUGGGCAGAAGAAGAUGGGCCCCGAGGCGCAGGCUCACGCGAUUGCAUAUCCCAGCAAACAAGCCAAACCACCUGGGCUCCUGCCGGGGGAGCCUCAAUUCAAAAAGAAAGCAAUCGCCGUCGAUCUCAACGACGGGCACUACUUGGAUGAUGCCAGCCGAAUCCACUUCGGAAAGCUGCAAUCCAUUGAGUGGAAUGUCAAAGUCAUGGAUAUUGGCCGUAUCGCUCUGCGGUCCAUAGCGGACUUUGAGGAGUACUGGAGAGACGAGUUCUCUCCGCGAGAGAAGCCGCGAGAGAAGCCACGAGAGAAACCACUUCUUGACGCUACUUCUUGACGCCAACACAUCACGUUAAGGGUCCGGACAGGCGCACAUCGCAGAAGGAAAUUUGCGGUGCUGGAUCGGUGCUCACACAGUUCGACAUUCAUACGUAUGAGAGCCUCGAAAUAUCAGAUUGCCGCACCACGAUUGUGGUUGUUUUUGCAUUCGGGUUCUGUGUUUUGGUGGUCAAGGACGAUAACUGUUUGCUUGCGUCAGUUUCUACUGUUCCCAGAGGCCUCGCACUCCUUUUCCGGAGAGCCUUGUUGAACUCAAUUGGCAGGAAAAUGGAGGGGCCAGUCAGUGAGAAGCUCAGAGGAAAUCCUCCGUGUGGAGGCCCUCUGACCCGCUGCUUUUGGUGGACGCCAGGGACAAGUGCCACAGAUGGAUCGACGGAAGGUGUUUGACUCAUCUGACCUGUCAGUUGUAUUGGAUCUUUCAUUCGGCCAGCAACAGUCAGACCAUGCGCCUUGUGUAUGGCUACGAUAAUCUAAC
Molecule: messenger RNA, 2322 nt
Organism: Cladophialophora immunda
Lineage: Eukaryota; Fungi; Ascomycota; Eurotiomycetes; Chaetothyriales; Herpotrichiellaceae
Exons: 2
Coding region: 1-1845 (614 amino acids)
Source: RefSeq, a predicted model, not a curated record